AAAGAAUCGGAGGAAGGAACACUAAUUUUGUUUUUGUCUCAGAAAGGAUGUUAUCUAUAAUCUUAUAUAUCUAUGGUUUACGAAGGCAAACGGCGAUAAAACACAAAACUCUCCAUUUUUUCAAUAUAUUUCUAAGGUGUUUGAGCAAAAUAAACAGAAGUGAUGGCUAAGAGAAGAACUAUUAAUCGAUCGUCCAAACGAUUUUCCAAGAAUAAAUCUAAUUCUUCCAUCAACUCUGGAUUUCUCGAUCCGGACACAAGCAUUAUGUCUGAAGAGCAAACACAUUGGUGGAAGAACUUGGAUGAAAAUAUGUCUUCGUCGCCUUCCUUAAUACAUAAUAAUAGAAAUGAAACAACUCAACAACUGAAUCUUAAUUCCGAAUUAGAGUCUAACCACAACACAUCACAAUGGUGGAAAUAUUUGGAAUCCCCUAAUAGUAGAAGCAAUACUUCAAGAAGAUCGAAACCAAACUUAAGUGCAGCAAUAAAUACAGCUAAUAUUUUAGAAACUUCAACAUCUGAAUCAGAAAAGGAACUCAGUUUGAGAAAGAGAAAAGUUCCAUUAAAAGUAGCAAGCAGAAAAAGUGAUAAUAAGGCUUUUUUGAAUGCUUUAAAUGAUACUGAAGUAGCUAUUCCAAUAAAAUGGCGACUGAAACAAACACAGCAUUCCAAUUUGGAUAACAAUUUGGAUAAAGAAAUCUCGAAAAAGAAAUUAGAUGAAAAUAAAAAAGAUGAUUCAAAUUUAAGUUCAAGUCCGAGUUCAAAUAUUUUGAAAUUAAAGCCACAUAUUUUUAAGAGAAGAAAAGGCAGAGAGACAAGUAGUGAAAAUCCCUUUCAGGAUAUAGUAAAAGAAGAUGAUAGUUUAAAGAGGAGAAAAUCUAUCACGUUUGAAAAAGAAUCCUCAAAACAUUCAAUACAUCAAAAUAUUAAUACAAAUAAAGAUCAGAUCGAUGAUCAAAGGAAAAUAAUACAAGUGUCACAAACAUUACCACUGGAGAAUAAUGAAGCUGGACCUUCAAAUUUAUCAACUUCAAAUACAAUAUUUGAAAAUAAUGUUGCAUUUGAUAUUAAUAAGACUGUUGAAACUAGUGAUGAAAGUGAUUUUGAAAUUAGCAAACAUAAACGUUUUAAAUUUAAAUCUCAUCUUAUGCAACGUGCGCGAAGAAGCAUGAGUAAUGAUCCUUUUAAAGAUGCUCUUGUGGAAAAUAGGGAUAUAACUUCAUCUAAACAUAAUGAGGAUAAGGAGAUUGUUAUUGAUGGUGCAAAAUCUCCAUUAAAAACUCCAACAAAAUUAUUAAGCAGUCCUUCUAAAAAAAUUGUUAAUAGAUCUAGGGGAAAGACUGAUGUCACACAUGAAAACGUGAUUGCAAGUUCACCUAUUCGUAGAAGUCCAAGAUCUUUAAAAACGACUAAGAAACAUUUGUUAGAUACCACAAAACAAGUCGAAGAAAAUGUUGAACAAAAUACAAGUUCAUCUUUAGACAGUAAUGAAUUUCAUUUUAAAAGGCCUACACAUUUGAAGCUAAAAUCAAAAAUUCCAGUCUUACAUAAAAAGAGCCUGACUAAUCCAUUCAAAGAGAUCCUUAAGGAGAAUGGCAAUGCAAGACAGAGUAAUAUUGCUAUGUCACCUGAAGAUAAUCACAUUUCUGUUGAGCAAGAUCAAAUUAUAGCAGAAAUUAGUCAAGAACAUGAACAGAUAAUGGAGGAAAAUUAUUCACGAUCAAAAACGGGAAGUGUAAGUGUAAGUAAGGUUUUUGAUACAUCUCUUAAAAUAUUAUCGAAUAGUGGAAAAAAUGUAUCAGAAAAUUUUAAUGUGCAAUCCAAUAGACUCUCAGAAAAUGAUGAUAUCAUGAAUGUAUCAAAAUCUAAUUCACAGAGAAACGUAAUAAUUGAAGACAGAUCUAAAGACAGAUCUAACAAAUCAUCAAAGAAACGAUUUUCGUUUAGUCGCAAGUCUAUAAGAGACAUAUCUGAAAUUUCGAAGGAUCAUACAAAUGCAAUAUCGCCCGCUAAUAGAACAAAUACUAAUGAGAUAGAAGCAUGUAAAAUUAUAAGUGAUUACAAAUCUUUUAUAGCAAAAGAUGCAUCAUCCAUAUUGAAUGUUCAAAACUUACUAACUUCGCAAGUUGCCAAAAAUUUUGAGAAUAUUAAGGUGGAAGUGGACAGAUUAAAGAUUCGUGAAAUGACUGCAAUGAAAAUGGCUGUCGAAAAAAAAGAAUCUGCAUUAAAAACGACAACUGUAAAACUCUUUGGUGCUACACGUAAACAAUCUAUGAAGAAGAACAUUUCUCCAAAAGUAGUGGAUAAAGCAUACCUGGUAAAUGGAAAAGUGUAUAAACCACCAAGACUUCCUCGUCCAAAACAUUGGGCUACGGAUCAUCUUUACAAGUUCUUGUGGAAACGCAUGGAGCCAAAAUAUCAAUUGUCGACUAGAGUGAGAUCCGAGAAAUUCGUGGUAUUAUUAUCCAAGAUAGUAUCUAUCAUAACGCGCCGUAAAAAAUAUGAGAAUUACAAACUUGAAUUAGAUGCGCUGAUGAAGGAGAUGGCACGUUUAAAUAUCAUCAAUACGCGUAAUGAUUUUCAUCAUUUCUGUCAGGAUUUUUUGCCGUAUGAAUUUCGCAUUAAAGUCAUUCCUAUGUUAUUGCCUGGCAAUAAGCAAAAUAUUCCUUUCGAGCUAGAAAAAUUGCACAUUCCCUUACUUGAGGAAACCUAAGAUUUGAAGUAUUUUUUGUUUAAGCUCUUAAUGUUUAUAUAUGUUGCAUAAAAUUGUAUCGAUUAUUAUAUAUAAUUAAUCCAUAUAAAAUAAUAUUAUAUAGAAUAGAUAAACGAUAAUAUAUUUUUGAUAAAUUUAAAAUAAAAUCUAGAAUAUAUAAAAAUAAAAAAAUAUUUGCUUUCUCAGUUUUAUUAUUUAAAAGAGUUAUAUAAUAUAAAAAGAGAAUUACUCUCAAAUGAUCGAUUUACGUUUUAAAUAGGAUGAAAAAACAUGCGCGAAAGAUAUCAUUAAAAAAUAACACAAGUUUUGCAUAUAAAUUAUAUCGUUGAAUAAACAUGGAUACUAUUAUUUAUAAUAUUAUAUAUGUACAUAUAAUAUCAUUAUUUUUGCAUUUUUAGUCAAAAAAUAGAAAAAUUACAAACAACAGUAGAAGACGGACUUUCUUCGUUUAAAUAAGUCCGUUGAUUAAAAUAUUUAUAUAAUAUAUUGCAGGAAUCUUAUAUAAAUACACAAUUCUCUUUUAUGUUUGUAUAUAUAUCUUGAAUUUAUAUCUCGUAUGUCAUUUUGAUUGUGUAUAAGUGUUAUACGCGUUAAAUAUUAAUAACUAUCAUAUGUGCGAAUGGACGGGCCGGAAAUUAUUUGUACAUCGCGCGAACAGCCAAUAUUUGCGCUCUCGCUGUCUCUGUUGGCGCCCCAUUUGGCAUGCGUCCCUUGGACACGUGUGACGUUCGAUACGCACCAUUCCCACGCCUUCGAGAGAUACUAGCAUUUCCAUUUUAGGCACUUUAAGCGAUCCGAUAUGUGUAUAUCGCGUGUUUAUUUACUUAUUCCGGUUAACGUGCGUAUGUCGUGGCUACAUUAUAUAUAAAUAUAUUGUGAUCUCUGCGGAGUUAUAAAUAUCAUCCUAAUCGUUGGCUUUGUACGAUAAUCUUUUUUCGCACGAGCAAACAAUUCUUGUUUUUUCCUCGGCGUUCACAACAAAAAUUAUUCAUAUGUUACUUUACGAAUAUGGAUGAGAUAACAUUAAGCGAAUUGUCGAUUGAUAUAUAAGAGUUAUCAUAAAAUCUUUUUUUCUUUCUUAAAAUUGGGAUAAUUUAUUAAAAUAAAGUGUGUAAAAUAAUUCAAAUAAUUAUUACAGCUUUUCCGAAAUAGCGAUUGAUAAAUAUACGAAUCAUGUUAUAAAAAUAAACACUUUUG
Molecule: messenger RNA, 3909 nt
Organism: Cataglyphis hispanica
Lineage: Eukaryota; Metazoa; Arthropoda; Insecta; Hymenoptera; Formicidae
Exons: 4
Coding region: 163-2712 (849 amino acids)
Source: RefSeq, a predicted model, not a curated record